Erigeron canadensis is the source of this 1739-nucleotide messenger RNA. Its product is annotated as splicing factor U2af large subunit B-like. Gene Ontology annotation, molecular function: poly-pyrimidine tract binding; pre-mRNA 3'-splice site binding. Bases 493 to 1584 code for a protein of 363 amino acids. Gene Ontology annotation, biological process: mRNA processing. NCBI's taxonomy places the organism in Eukaryota, Viridiplantae, Streptophyta, Magnoliopsida, Asterales, Asteraceae. The record is from RefSeq and is a predicted model, not a curated record. The transcript is spliced from 12 exons. Gene Ontology annotation, cellular component: U2-type prespliceosome; U2AF complex; nuclear speck.
CUAAAGCCUAAAACCGACUUAAACGCUCCGAUACAAAUACAUAUACAUAUAUACUGUAUAGUAGAUUACGGCGGUUCUUCUGCGAUUGAAGAAAAGCAAUCAGAAGACAGCAACAAUGACGUAUUACGAAGAAGGCUAUUCUGGGUCUUCCUCUAAGCGUAGCAAACACUCCGACUCUUUCAGAGAAGAUUCUUAUCAUAAGUCACAGCAUGGUUCUCAUAGGAGGAUCCGUGACCCUGAUGGUUACUACAGAGAUAGACCGAAGGAACAUAGAUCUCAUUCUCGUUCACACUCCAAAAGGAAACGCGUUAGUGGUUUUGACAUUGCUCCUCCAUCUUCUUCAAUCUUGGCUGCUGCUGCUGCUGCAGGUAAUGUUGGGUUACUAGCACCGAUGUACUGAGAAUGAUUGUGAGCUGAUAAGCUUAUUUGAAAAAAGGAAGAAUCGAGCAAUGGUAUGGUCAACCCCCGGCAACCACCGCAUCCAUUCCAGAAAUGUUCCAAAACAUGUCAUCUGACCAGUUUAAAGCUCUUCCUGUUAUGCCAGUUCAGGCAACUAGACAUGCAAGGCGAGUUUACAUUGGGGGCCUUUCUUCAACUGUCAAUGAACAGUCUGUGGCAACCUUUUUCAGUCAUGUUAUGUCUGCAAUUGGUGGAAAUACUGCUGGUUCCGGUGAUGCUGUUGUCAAUGUUUACAUUAAUUAUGAGAAGAAGUUUGCUUUUGUGGAGAUGAGAUCUGUUGAGGAGGCCAGUAAUGCAAUGGCUUUGGAUGGCAUAAUAUUUGAGGGAGCACCUGUGAAGGUUCGGAGACCAACUGAUUACAAUCCAUCCCUAGCUGCUACUCUUGGUCCAAGUCAGCCUAGCCCCAAUCUGAACCUAGCUGCUGUUGGACUAACCCCUGGUUCAGCUGGUGGGCUAGAGGGUCCUGAUCGCAUAUUUGUGGGUGGGAUUCCUAAUUAUAUCACAAAGACGCAAAUGCAGGAGCUACUGGAAUCUUUUGGGCCUCUUCGGGGAUUUGAAAUUGUGAAAGACAGAGAAACUGGCUACUCUAAAGGUUAUGCGUUCUGUGUAUAUAAAGAUAUAUCUGUUACAGAUAUUGCUUGCGCAUAUCUUAAUGGUAUCAAGAUGGGUAACAAAACCCUUACGGUUAGACGGGCUAACCAAGUUCAAAUUCAACUUAAGCCUGAGCAGGAGAGUGUACUAUUACAUGCGCAACAACAAAUUGCAUUGCAGAAAUUUAUGUUGCUACCUGGAGCAAUUGGCACAUCUCCCACCAAGGUUUUAUCUUUAUCCCAAGUUAUAGCUGAAGAUGAGCUCCUAAAUGAUGAAAGUUAUGAAGAAAUAAUGGAAGACAUGAAAAUAGAAUGUGGAAAAUUCGGUACUUUAGUGAACGUCGUCAUUCCACGCCCAAACACCGAUGGUGAGCCAGUUUCAGGGGUUGGUAAGGUUUUCUUGGAGUAUGCGGACACAGAAAGUUCAAUGAAAGCACGUGUUGGAUUGAAUGGAAGAAAGUUUGAUAGGAACCAAGUGAUUGUGAGCUUUUACCCAGAGAAUAAGUUCAAUAUGAGGGAGUAUGAUGAUGAAUAAUAGUCAAUAGACUAGUUCUUUUACGGAAUUUUUUUCUGAUACUGGCAUAUUAAUUUCCUGGGACAGUGAGAUGUGUAAUUCUGUGUUAUUGUAUGUCCAUCUUUAAUAUGAAUUGCUGUGAUACCAGAAACUUGACUAUUCAUUGAUUUUGGUUA